Auanema sp. JU1783 is the source of this 453-nucleotide messenger RNA. The record is from the annotation of a GenBank genome assembly. Lineage: Eukaryota; Metazoa; Nematoda; Chromadorea; Rhabditida; Rhabditidae.
AUGCCAUCUUGCCCUCCUGUAGCUCGCUGUCCUCAGCAAGUUCAACCGCAAAUAAUUUCAUGUUGUUCCACGUGUCCUUGUCAAAAACGAAAACGUAACAAGCGAGAUACGAUUGAAUUCUUGAGCAAUGGUACAUAUAUCCUCGAUGAGAAUUUCAAGAAAAUACGUAAACGAGAUGUUCUUGAUGAGGUUGUUCAUGUGGAUGCAAAAUGUAAUAGCGAGAGCUUACGUGAAAUCAUAAUUCAAAACAUUGAUAGAGUGACGUCAGUGGCCAAAAAGCGAAUACAGGAAGAAGCUGAAUCGCAGCUACAAGGAAGAUACAAUGUUAUUUGUGCUCGUGGCGAUUUUUCAUAUGUCACAAACACAGAAUCAUUCUGUCAACAAACAGUAGGAGACGUUACCUGCUAUGUUUUCAAGCAAUUAUCUUCUGUCGUACGUAAACGAUUAGCAUAA